Messenger RNA from Pygocentrus nattereri (red-bellied piranha), 4507 nucleotides. It is a transcript of the gene wdr19, whose product is annotated as WD repeat domain 19. Lineage: Eukaryota; Metazoa; Chordata; Actinopteri; Characiformes; Serrasalmidae. Bases 56 to 4093 code for a protein of 1345 amino acids. Gene Ontology annotation, cellular component: cilium; intraciliary transport particle A. The record is from RefSeq and is a predicted model, not a curated record. The transcript is spliced from 36 exons. Gene Ontology annotation, biological process: cilium assembly; intraciliary retrograde transport. Gene Ontology annotation, molecular function: protein binding.
UCAGAGCGAGGCAUUCUGGGAAAGGAAAACAACUUGUACAUUGCCUACAAACGAAAUGAAGCGCGUCUUCACUCUCUCAGAAAAGCCCUGGAGCGGCUCGUGUUUGCAGUACAAGUGGCAGAAGGCUUUGGGGAACUAUCUCGCCGUCGCGGGCCCCGACACCUCCGUCAAGAUAUUCGACCGUCAUGGGCAGAAGAUGAACGAACUCAGUCUCCCUGGGAGGUGUGUGUCCCUGGACUGGGAUAAGGAUGGCGAUACUUUGGCUGUAAUUGCAGACAAAUCGAGCUCUAUUCAUCUGUGGGAUGCCAAUGUCAAUAAGACAUCACAGCUGGACAGCGGCAUGAGAGAUCAGCUGUCCUUUCUCCUGUGGUCCAAAACUGGCCCGCUGUUGGCCGUUGGUACAUCUAAAGGAAACCUGCUCAUCUACAACCAGCAAACCUCACGCAAGAUACCUGUUCUAGGUAAACACACUAAACGGAUCACCUGUGGAUGCUGGAGUUCUCAGAACCUUUUAGCUCUGGGCAGUGAAGAUCGCAACAUAACGGUCAGCAACCAUGAAGGAGACACCAUCCGACAGACCUCUGUUAGAGCUGAUCCUGCUGAUAUUCAGUUCUCUGUCAUGAAGACAGACGAAAGAUCUUCACCAGGAGAGAGCACUGUGAGUGUGGCUGUGGGGAAGAAGACCUUGUUCCUGUUUAACCUCAAUGACCCUGAUAACCCCAUCGAACUGGCCUUCCAACAGCGCUAUGGCAACAUCAUCUCCUACCGCUGGUAUGGUGACGGCUACAUAAUGAUCGGAUUUUCCCACGGCUAUUUCGUGGUCAUCUCCACACACAUUAGAGAGAUAGGCCAGGAGCUGUUUCAGGCCCACAACCACAAAGACAGCCUGACCAGCAUAGCCAUCUCUCAGGCCCUCAACAAAGCUGCAUCAUGUGGUGACAACUGCGUGAAGAUUCAUGAUCUGACCGAUCUAAAGGAGAUGGAUGCCAUCGUCACUCUGGAAGAGGAGACUAAAGGGUUGGAUCAGAUCUGUUGGACGGAUGAUGGUCAGUUGUUGGCCGUUUCCUCUCAGCAGGGCAGUCUGCACGUCUAUCUGACCAAACUGCCCAUUCUGGGGGACAGCUGUGGGACACGCAUCGCCUACCUCACGUCUCUGCUGGAGGUCACUGUGGCCAAUCAGGUGGAGGGGGAUCCCACUGUAGCCGUGGCAGUGGAGGUGGAGCCUAACUUCAUAGCGGUGGGGCCGUAUCACCUCGCUGUGGGGAUGAAUAACAGAGCGUGGUUUUACGCUUUGGGAAACAGCGGUGUGGAGCGUCUGAAAGACACAGAGUAUCUGGGGACUGUGGCCAGUUUGUGUCUGAGCUGUGAUUACGCAGCUGCUUUGUUUGAAGGAAAGGUUCAGCUGCAUGUGAUUGAGGAUGAAGGUCAGGAGGUUGAAGAGGACAGGCAGACGAAGCUCUUCCCAGAGCCGGACCAGAAAUAUCGCAUCCUCAGCCACGCCCUCACCACGGAGUUCCUCUUCUUCGGAACUGAUACGGGUCUGAUUCAGUGUUUCUAUAUUGAAGACUGGCAGAGUGUUAAUGAGUAUCGUCACCCAGUGGGUGUUCGCAAAGUUUUCCCUGACCCCAACGGAACCCGGCUCGUCUUUAUUGACGACAAAAGCGAUGGAUUUCUUUACUGUCCGGUGGACGACUCGCUGUUUGAGAUUCCAGAUUUCUCUCCGAUGAUAACGGGGGUGCUGUGGGAAAACUGGGUGAAUGAUAAAUCCGUGUUUGUGGCGUUCGAUGAGGACAAAGUCUACACAUACACGUUCCACAAGGACACCAUACAGGGCUCUAAGGUAAUCCUGGUGGGAUCCACAAAGCUGCCGUUUUCCCAUAAGCCCCUGCUGCUGUAUAAUGGGGAGCUGAUGUGUCAGACUCAGAGCGGGAAGACGAGCAGUGUGGUUCUGAGCACGCACUCCUUCCUCAGCCACACACACCCUGACUCCAGUAAAGAGCAGCUCCGGUCUCAGCUGCAGCAAGCCAUCAAACUCAGGAGGUUCUCGGAGGCAUGGAGUGUGUGUAAGGCUCUGGGUAACACAGAAGCGUGGGCGGAGCUUGGGAGGGCGUGUCUCCACCACAUGGAGGUGGACUUAGCCAUCAGGGUUUACCGCAACAUGGGCAACGUGGGCAUGGUGCUGUCUCUGGAGGACAUCAAGGGGAUAGAGGAUCAGAAUUUGUUGGCAGGGCAUCUGGCCAUGUUCCUCAAUGACUAUAACCAAGCUCAGGACCUUUACCUGGCCUCUUCAUAUCCUAUGGCAGCACUGGAGAUGAGGAGGGAUCUGCAGCAUUGGGACAGCGCCCUGCAGCUGGCUAAGAGACUACAUCCUGAAGAAAUCCCUUUCAUAUCUAAGGAAUACGCCAUACAGCUGGAGUUUGUUGGAGAUUAUACAAAUGCACUGGCUCACUAUGAGAAGGGCAUUACUGGAGACAAUAAGUUUCAGGAGCACGAUGAAAGCUGUCUGGCUGGUGUGGCUCGUAUGUCCAUCCGCAUGGGAGACAUCCGCAGAGGAGCCAACCAGGCCAUCAAACAUCCAAGCAGAACACUGAAGAAAGAGUGUGGAGCCAUUCUGGAGAGCAUGAAGCAAUACUCGGAAGCUGCUCAGCUAUAUGAGAAAGGCCAGUACUAUGACAAGGCUGCUUCUGUCUACAUACGCUGCAAGAACUGGGCGAAGGUUGGAGAGCUGCUGCCCAAUGUGAGCUCUCCAAAGAUUCACCUGCAGUAUGCCAAGGCCAAGGAGGCUGAUGGGAAGUAUAAAGAGGCUGCCAUGGCCUAUGAGAGCGCUCGGGACUGGGACAGUGUGAUCCGUAUACUGUUGGAGCAUCUGAACAAUCCAGAGGAGGCGGUCCGGAUCGUCAGGGAAACCCAGUCCGUCGAUGGAGCCAAGAUGGUCGCCAGGUUUUUCUUGCGUCUGAACGAUUACGGCUCAGCCAUCCAGUUCCUGGUGCUGUCCCGCUGCAGUGACGAGGCCUUCCAGCUUGCCCAGCAGCAUGGACAGAUGGAGGUCUACGCCGACAUCAUUGGUUCUGAGGCCACAUCAGAGGACUACCAGAGCAUAGCUCUGUAUUUCGAGGGAGAGAAGAAGCACCUGCAAGCUGGGAAGUUUUUCCAUAAGUGUGGCCAGUACAGCCGGGCACUGAAACACUUCCUGAAGUGCCCCAAUUCUGACGACAGUCUAGCUAUAGAAAUGGCCAUUGAGACGGUGGGAGAAGCCAAAGAUGAAGCUCUGACCAAUCAGCUAAUUGAUUACCUGAUGGGAGAAAGUGAUGGAAUGCCAAAGGAUGCAAAGUACCUGUUCCGGUUGUACAUGGCACUUAAGCAAUACAAGGAGAGCGCGAGGACAGCCAUCAUCAUUGCCAGAGAGGAGCAGUCAGCAGGUAACUACAGGAAUGCUCAUGAUGUCUUGUUCAGUAUGUACAUGGAGCUUCAGACGCAGAAGAUUAAGAUUCCAGCAGAGAUGGCCACCAACCUGAUGAUCCUUCACAGCUACAUUCUGGUGAAGAUCCACGUGAAGAGAGGAGACCAUCUAAAAGGAGCUCGUAUGUUGAUCAGAGUCUCUAACAACAUAAGCAAGUUCCCCUCACACAUUGUUCCCAUCUUGACGUCGGCUGUGAUUGAAUGUCAUCGUGCGGGGCUGAAGAACUCGUCCUUCAGCUUUGCUGCCAUGCUGAUGAGGCCGGAGUACCGCAACAAAAUCGACCCCAAAUACAAGAAGAAGAUCGAGGCCAUGGUCCGUCGUCCGGACACAUCUGAAGUGGAAGAGGAGAGCUCCCCAUGUCCGUACUGCAGCUUCAGCCUGCCUGAGUGUGAGCUGCUCUGCCCCGGCUGCAAGAACAACCUGCCCUACUGCAUAGCUACGGGUCAUCACAUGGUGAAGGAGGACUGGUGUGUGUGCCCGCACUGCGACUUCCCUGCUCUGUACUCUCAAUUUAUACAGUUGCUGGAAACUGAGUCGGUGUGUCCCAUGUGCUCGGAAAGCGUGAGCAUUAAUCAGCUGAAGAAAAUCUCCGACUGUUCCAGAUACCUGCAACACGACCAGCUCGAGUCCUAACGCACACAUAGACACACAGUAGAGGCGAGCAGAUGUGGAGGUAAAGAACAGUGCAUCUCUUUUCACUCACAGCUGACCACUUCAGGCCAACUGAACUGCCGUUGACCUGAAAACCUCCUACUGCAUAGUAACAUGAUGGUAAUGUUUUUCCAUUAUGCUCUUAUUUAGAUGGAAGGCUAUACAAACCAGGCAUAUAAACCUUUGGGAGUGACUGAAAUGUUUUGUUCAUGUCUUUGUUUCAGAUCCAUAUAGACUUCAUUAUAUUCUGACAGCUUUCAUAUCGAUUGAAUUACAAAAUAGAGUGUCAGUCCAUAGCAGAUCAAACACUAUAAAAUAAGCCCACUUUUGUACAUAGAAAUUUUAUAGUGUUUUAUAAUCAACUUUGCUGAAUGUAUUUUUUUUUUUUUUACUUUU